CCGUCGACCACGUGACCGUCAUGCCGUAAGCCCCGCCUUCUGGUUGCUCCGCCGCAUUCCGCUCGUCCCUGCUGACGUCACUAUAAAUGUCCCUGGCGUCGCCGUCGUCAGCUCAGUUUCUCCUCCGCUCGGACGCAGACGAACCCGAAGCGGGAUGAGUCGGCUGCUGCUGUUGACGCUGCUGGCCCUCGGCGUGUCCGCCGUGCCGCUGGACCGGGACCAGGGCAAGAACUGGGUCGUGAUCGUGGCCGGUUCCAAUGGCUGGUACAACUACAGACACCAGGCCGACGCUUGUCACGCCUAUCAGAUCGUCCACAAGAACGGCGUCCCGGACGAGCAGAUCGUGGUGAUGAUGUACGACGACUUGGCCCAGAACGAAGAGAACCCCACGCCCGGCGUCAUCAUCAACAGACCCAACGGCACCGACGUCUACAAGGGCGUCCCCCGGGACUACACCGGCGAGGACGUGACUCCCGACAACUUCCUGGCCGUCCUGAAGGGGGACAAGUCCAAGGUCAGCGGCGGCUCCGGCAAAGUGCUCCAGAGCGGACCCGACGACCACGUCUUCGUCUACUUCACCGACCACGGCGCCCCAGGAAUCCUGGCCUUCCCCAGCGACGAGCUCCACGUCAAGGACCUGCAGGACACCAUCCGCUUCAUGCACCAGAACCACAAGUACAAGAAGAUGGUCUUCUACAUCGAGGCCUGCGAGUCUGGCUCCAUGAUGACCGACCUGCCUGCCGACAUGGACGUCUACGCCACCACGGCCGCCAACGCUCACGAGUCCUCGUACGCCUGCUACUUCGACGAGAAGCGGGACACCUACCUGGGAGACUGGUACAGCGUCAACUGGAUGGAGGACUCGGACGCCGAGGACCUGCGCAAGGAGACGCUGAUGAAGCAGUUCAAGGUGGUCAGGAGUCACACCAACACCAGCCACGUGCAGCAGUUCGGCAACAAGACUCUGGCCCACAUGAAGCUCAUCGAGUUCCAGGGCGACGUCCAGUCCAGGGGCCCCCCGGCCCCGGCCGUCAGCCUGCAGCCGGUCCGCAGUCUGGACCUGACUCCCAGCCCUGACGUGCCCCUGGCCAUCCUGAAGAGGAAGAUGAUGUCCACCAACGACCUGGCGGAAGCUCGGCGGCUGCUGGCGGAGAUCAGCGCGCAGCUGAAGGUGCGGGAGGCCAUGGCCGCCACCAUGCGUCAGGUGGCAGAGAUGGUGACGCGGGACAAGGAGGUGGCCCAGCACAUCAUCCUCAGCAGGUCCACUCUGACCCAGCAUGGCUGCUACCAGGCGGCGGUCACACACUACAAACAGGCGUGCUUCGACUGGAGCAAGAGCCAGCUGGAGUACGCCCUGCGGCACCUCUACGCUCUGAUGAACUUGUGUGAGAGAAGCUUCUCCACUGCAAGCAUCCUCGACGCCCUCGACGCCGUGUGUCACUCCAACCAGCCGAGGACUUCCUGAGAGCCGUGUCUGGACCGCGGCACCUGGCUCCGCCCCUGUCUGCGCUUCCUCCAAUCAGAUGAUGUGUUUUAAACUCUAUGAUGAUUCCUUUUUUACUGAGAAUGUCAGCACUUUCACCGUGAAGACUGUUUUGCCACCUGACCUGCUGUAACCAUGGCAACGCCAAUGACCUGUGUUUUACUGAAGAGCUCCGGAGAUUUUGUUGAUCGUUGCUUUAACCAUGGACACGCGCAUGAAUGUCUCUCUUUUUGAGGAAAUUAAACUUGAGCUGCAAA
This is a messenger RNA of Synchiropus splendidus (mandarinfish), 1740 nucleotides long. RefSeq names its product legumain (gene lgmn). The coding region runs from base 155 to 1465 and encodes 436 amino acids. Gene Ontology annotation, molecular function: cysteine-type endopeptidase activity. The record is from RefSeq and is a predicted model, not a curated record. NCBI's taxonomy places the organism in Eukaryota, Metazoa, Chordata, Actinopteri, Syngnathiformes, Callionymidae. The transcript has 14 exons. Gene Ontology annotation, biological process: vacuolar protein processing.